UUAACGAUGAACAAAAUAUAAUGGCGGAGGGCAGUAGAGACGAAAUUCUUGUAGAUUUUCAGGCAUGCACUGGGCUUGAUGACAUUGACACCUGCUGUGCCAUUUUGGAAAAGCAUGACUGGAUUCUAGAAGAUGCUGUGAACAGCAUUCUCCAUGAUGGAGCCUCUCCAGGAGUGGAACACACUCCACUGCAUAGUGCCAGUAUGUCAUCUGCAGUAGGUCCAGGCAUACCAGAGUUUGGAACGACAGCUAACUCCCCCAUCCAGAUAGAUAGCUUCUCCGUGGAUGAUGACGAGUAUGUGGCAGAAGGUGCAUCAGCAGCUGGACCUUCCACAAGCUACUCAUUACCGGUCACUCGUACCCGCAAGUUGCAUUUUCAAGUUGAGUACAGAGACAAGACAGUACCAAUCAUAUUGUCAGAUUCAGAAACAGUCGGUAAAAUCAAGGAACUGCUAUUUGAUGAGCUUGGAGUACCCAUAGACAAGCAAGAGUUGAAUGGAAUUGUCAAAAGAAGUGUUGAUGAUCAAACAAUCUUACGAGACUUAUACUUGCCAAAGGAAAACAAACUUUACCUCUUGACACCUGGCAUCAGCAACCCCACAAUCAGCCGAUCACAGCCAGAUGUACAUGAGAGAUCACAUGACAUGGAUGAAGAAGACUUCACACUAGUAAUAAAGUUUUUUGAACUAAGUAGUUACAGAAUGUUUACUCUAAAAUUUAAGGGUAAUAAGACCAUUCUUUCAGUUAAGCAAGCUGUGUACACACUAACAGAUGUAUCUGUGAGACACCAGGUGUGGACUGGUUGGCCAGAUGGCAUAAGAGAAGAAGAUACUAUUGCUGGAAGUGGCAUAAACUAUCCUACACAUGAGCUAGAAGUCAGAAAAAUUGUUCCGGAUCUUGAUACUGCUACGUCAAAAGUUGUAGACGAAGCUAUGGAUGUGGAUAUUAGUGGAGAUGAGGAGGACAAUCCUGCAGAUCCAUAUUCAUUAGAAGAUGAUAUUUUCUGCCCAGAACCAGAUACUCAACAUAGCCGGCGACAGGAACCACUGAUGCCUGAAAAUGUUACUGAUGAUGUGAGCGCCUUAGAACAUUUCACCAGAGAGUUCAAGGAAAGGUAUGGAGAAUACCACCCUGUUUUCUACAUUGGCUCACUUGAUGAUGCCAUAAAGGAUGCCUUGCAAGUAAAAGCUGUUGAAAGGAAGAUGCUUGCAAUCUAUAUACAUCAUGACAACAGCAUUUUCUCACAUGUGUUUUGCUCACAACGUCUUUGCUCAGAGAGCAUUGUUAAUUACCUGUGCAGCAACUUCAUUACAUGGGCUUGGGAUGUGACAUUUGAAACAAACCGUGCACGUUUGAUCAACAUGGCAACUAGGCAUUUUGGUAGUGUCGCUGCUAGUCAGAUUCGUAAUUAUGGGUCUGAUCAACUACCAGCUUUACUACUCAUCACACGAUCUCGAGCAACAAAUGAAGUAGUUGAUGUUAUCCCAGGACAUGUUUUGCUGGAUGAGCUGAUGACCCGCUUGCUGCAUGCUGUAGAAGUAUUUCGGGGUCAGCAACAGCUUGAUAUUGAGGAUGAGCAACAAAGAGAUGCUCGAGAGCAGAUUAAGCAGGAACAGGAUGCAGCCUACCAGGAAUCACUGGCAACAGACAGGGCCAAGGCAGAGGUACAGAAGGCAGAAGAAAAACGACAACAAGCAGAGAUGGAAAAAGAGAUGGAAAAACAGUGGGAGGAACAAAGAAAAAAGCAGGAGGAACAAGCUGUCAAAGAAGCUAUAAUGGCAUCUUUAGCACGGAUUCUCCCAGAUGAACCGCCAGAGGGCUGCACUAAGCCAGUCACAAAAAUACGCAUUCGAACUCCAUCUGGUGAAAUACUAACCCGAAAGUUUUUAGCUAGUGAAACUGUUGGAACACUUAUGGAUUAUCUAACAACCAAAGGGUUUGUUACUACAGACUAUAAGGUGCUGUCAACAUUUCCCAGAAGAGACAUCACCCAGCUAGAUCCUAGUCAAACACUGAAAGAUGCAAAACUCUACCCACAGGAAACACUUAUUCUUGAAGAAAAAUCAUAGCGCUGUACCAAUUUACAGACUUUGGAUCAACUAAUGUUGUAUUAUUAAAUUUAAUUUAUUUGAAAUCUACAGCUUUUUGUGAAAGCAUGUCAUUUGUGGCUCUGAUAUUGUAAGCAUUUCUUGUUAAAAAAAAAACCCAACUAAAUAUAUAUUGCCACUGCCAUAUAUGUAAAUGCAUUAAAAUAUAUAUAUAG
Molecule: messenger RNA, 2263 nt
Organism: Gigantopelta aegis
Lineage: Eukaryota; Metazoa; Mollusca; Gastropoda; Neomphalida; Peltospiridae
Product: FAS-associated factor 1-like
Exons: 2
Coding region: 21-2069 (682 amino acids)
Cellular component (GO): endoplasmic reticulum; nucleus
Molecular function (GO): ubiquitin binding
Source: RefSeq, a predicted model, not a curated record